Messenger RNA from Electrophorus electricus (electric eel), 1971 nucleotides. RefSeq names its product kiaa0930. Lineage: Eukaryota; Metazoa; Chordata; Actinopteri; Gymnotiformes; Gymnotidae. The record is from RefSeq and is a predicted model, not a curated record.
UUUAUUCCCGUCAUUCGAAGCUCUAGGUUUUACACAACAUUAGUCUCGUCCCCUUUAAAGAGCCUCUGUUGUCCUGCGUUACAGGAAGUGUAAGGGGUGUUCCAUCGCUCGCAGGUCCAGCUGAUCUUUUGUAAAGCAGAUGGGAGUGAGAACGACGCUCUUGGUUUACAUAGCUAUCUAAACUGAAGUGUCAUUCUGUGUCCGUGAAUUUGACAGUGGGAGUGUAACUCCGAUCCGUUUAACUGUGAGUCAGUGUCACACUGAGGAUACCUUUUGGAUAUAUCCAGCGCAUUACAUCAGACUGCUUUGGUUUUGUCUUUCUUUGAACCGGGUACUCCUUUUGUCGUACAGACUGUCAUGAGAUCAGUUUGGAGAUGGCAUCCUUUUCAAGUUAUUGUAAGGCGGUCGGAACAGUGGAGGAUGAGAACGGCGAACUGGACCAGUCUCUGCAGCAAAUGUUGAAGGCCAUCGCUGACGAACGGCACCGUUUGAAUAUCCGGCAAGAGCUCAGCGGUCUCGGGUGUUUUAAGGAUGACCGGAUUGUGUUCUGGACAUGGAUGUUCUCCACUUACUUCAUGGAAAAAUGGGCACCACGCCAGGAUGACAUGCUCUUUUAUGUGCGACGAAAGCUUUCCUAUGUCGGUGCAGACAGCACAGAAGGGAAGAAGGUGGAGGUUGAAGUGUACAGAAGGGACUCUAAAAAGCUGCCUGGCCUGGGGGACCCAGACAUAGACUGGGAGGAGAGUGUCUACCUGAACCUCAUCUUACAAAAGUUGGACUAUGUGGUCACAUGUGCUGUCUGCACACGCUCAGAUGCAGGUGACAUCCACAUCCACAAGAAGAAAUCUCAGCAAGUGUUCGCCUCCCCCAGCAAGCACCCGAUGGACAGUAAGGGUGAGGAGUCCAAGAUGAGCUACCCAAACAUCUUCUUCAUGAUUGACAACUUUGAGGAGGUGUUCAGUGAUAUGACUGUGGGAGAGGGAGAGAUGGUCUGUGUGGAGCUGGUGGCCAGUGACAAGAGCACUACCUUCCAGGGUGUUAUCUUCCAGGGCUCCAUCCGUUAUGAAGCCCUCAAGAAGGUCUACGACAACCGGGUGAGCGUGGCUGCUAAAAUGGCCCAGCGCAUGUCCUUUGGCUUCUAUAAGUACAACAACAUGGAGUUUGUGCGGAUGAAGGGCCCACAAGGGAAGGGUCAUGCUGAGAUGGCCGUGAGCCGAGUGCCCACUGGGGACACCUCACCUUGCGGCACUGAGGAGGAGCAGGACUCUCCUUUACAUGAGAGGGUGACCUCGUUCAGCACUCCCCCCACACCCGAGAGGAACAGACCCUCCUUCUUCUCUCCUUCCCUGCGCCGUAAAGUGCCCCGAAACCGUAUUGCUGAGAUGAAGAAAUCCCACUCCGCCAACGACAGCGAGGAGUUCUUCAGGGAAGAGGACGAUGAAGAUCUUUGCAACACCACAAACCUGCGCUCGCGCUCCCUGUCCGGCACUGGCCGCUCUCUAGUGGGCUCCUGGCUGAAGCUGAACAGGACAGAGGAGUACUUCCUCCUCUACUCCCACCUCACCUACGUCACUCUUCCUCUGCAUCGAAUAACCACAGAUAUUCUGGAAGUGAGACAAAAGCCCAUUCUGAUGACAUAGCAGGUCCUGACUUCCCUAGAACAUGCAACUAAGUGCCUCUCCACACCAGGCCCCUGAGACAACACCGCCAUCUAGCGUUCAGACAGAGAACCAAAAAAACGACAACAAAAGGAGAAGAGAAUAAAAGAGAACUAAAGACAUAUAAAAACCAGCCAAUCAAGAAGUGCCUCUUCCACCCGUUCUUCUGUGUGCUCCAUGAGUCACUGUCUGUGUGUGGACACCAUGGCAACUGCCUGGGCAGUGAAACACCCUGUGAGACUGCUUGUCCAUCAGUUCAGCUCAGGCUUAGAACUGAAGCAGUACUGGUUAACACCCCCACCUGCGAGCAAAA